Messenger RNA from Lindgomyces ingoldianus, 792 nucleotides. RefSeq lists its product as uncharacterized. Bases 1 to 792 code for a protein of 263 amino acids. The transcript has 9 exons. Lineage: Eukaryota; Fungi; Ascomycota; Dothideomycetes; Pleosporales; Lindgomycetaceae. The record is from RefSeq and is a predicted model, not a curated record.
AUGAAUCCUCGUAUAAACCGCUCACUAAUUGGCGAAGGAGGGGCAUUAGUGAAAGCUAUACCGACGCCAACUUCUCGGGAGAGCGCAUCUCCUGCUUCUAGCUAUAGAGGCCAUCCUCCGCAAGAGGAGAGUGUCAGUGACAAAGCACUCCGGUGCCUAGACGCACUCAUCCGUACUGUCCUCAGCGACUCCUCGAACCCCAGAAGAGAUGCCGUGCGAAAAAUCCCUUCGCUGCCAGAGGGGUUUCUCCUCGGAUAUAAAAAAGGCAAGUCGAAGAAGGCACGCUUGCUAGGUCGCGGGGUUACUCGUUUUCUUUUGAAGCCUAGUCGACUGAAGUUGCUUGCCUAUCAGGUAGGCAUUGUUCAGGGCGAUCUUGAAGAUUGGUGCCAGAAGAGAUGUACGCUCGGCGUCAGACACGCCCCAGAAUUCAGGACGGAGAUCAAUCAGGCAUCUACGGCAGGUGAGUUCCCAAAUGCAACCUCAACAACCAUCCUUUGUUCGAAUAGUAAUGAGUGCCGAGUCAUGGUAGCGUGUCUGAAUCUAUUUCAGUGCCAUGGUGGCGUAUGGUGUAUGAAUACUCUAGACUUUCCUGGUCCUUCGAAAAGGACAAGCUUCCGGCAAUCGGAGGAUAGCGGCCCGGUUUCAAGAGCUUCUCAAAAGCGAAUACCGUUCAAGAUUCUUGAAAGACCCCCUCCAAGCCAACAUAAACUGUCUGUUUCUAAAUUUUUACUCUCAUAUUCAACAUCUGAAAAGACAAGUUACGCAACUAAUAUUCAGCCUUUCCAAAUAUAG